UUUCUGUUUUGUAGUUGGUUCAUUAUUUAGGAUUUACGUUACCGCUCUUCACAAUCAUGUAAAAUCGUCAGACCAUUUAAACAAAAUACAGAGAGUGGUGUUGUGAAACAGGCACCUAACUCAGGCUUUCGGAACCAACCCGGACUUACAUCCACCGCAGACCUCUACCAAAAUGCCACGGAAGAAGGUGACAGAGGUCUCUGGUAAUGGUGGACUGAAGAGGAAGAGAGGAGGGGGCAAAAGAAAAGAGAGAGAUUUCAGCAGUGAUGAUGAGUUUGAUGAUUUUGAGCAGGAGAAUAAUAAGAAACCUGGCAAGCCUGCCACCAAGUCAGGCCUUCAGCCAGUAACUGUAGCUGAUGACAUUAAGGAAAAAAUAAAACUUGAGUGUCCCAAAGUCAAAGGCCAACUUCUAAUUUUCGGGGCCACCAACUGGGAUCUGAUUGGAAGGAAGGAGGUGCCAAAACAACAAGCGGCGUAUAGGAACCUAGGCCAGAACUUGUGGGGCCCACACCGCUAUGGCUGUCUAAAUGACGUGCAGGUCAGCUGCGUGGUGUCUGGGCCCUGCGCUGCCCACAGCCUCCUCAUCACCACUGAGGGCAAGCUUUGGAGCUGGGGGCGUAAUGAGAAGGGUCAGCUGGGUCAUGGGGACACAAAGCGCCUGGAGGCCCCGAAGCUGAUCGAGGCCCUGGGAGAAGAGGUGGUGGUGGCUGCCGCCUGCGGACGGAACCACACCAUGGCAUUGACAGAAAAUGGUAUUGCAUACUCAUUUGGAGAGAACAAACUGGGCCAGCUUGGCCAGGGAAACCAGACGGAUGCAGUCCUCAGCCCAGCAACAAUCCAGUAUAAUGGACAGCCCCUGGUCAAGGUGGCGUGUGGAGCAGAGUUCAGCAUGGUGGUGGACUGCAAAGGGAACCUCUACUCAUUUGGUUGCCCAGAAUAUGGCCAGCUAGGACACAACUCUGAUGGGAAGUUCAUUGCUCGCGCCCAGCGCAUUGAGUUUGACUGUGAGCUUAUCCCACGUCGUGUCGCAAUCUUCAUUGAAAAGACCAAGGACGGUCAGGUGAUGCCAGUGACCAACGUGGUGGUGCGAGAUGUAGCUUGUGGAGGGAAUCACACGCUGGUGCUAGAUUCCCAGAAGAGAGUGUUCUCCUGGGGCUUUGGUGGCUACGGCCGCUUGGGACACACUGAGCAGAAGGACGAGAUGGUGCCAAGACUGGUAAAGCUCUUUGACUUCCCUGGACGUGGGGCUUCCCAAAUCUACACUGGCUACCAGUGCUCCUUUGCAGUCAAUGAAAUGGGAGGACUGUUUUUCUGGGGGGUCACAAAUACUUCAAGGGAGUCAACGAUGUACCCCAAGUCUGUACAGGACCUAUGUGGCUGGAAGAUCCGCAAUCUGGCGUGUGGGAAGAGCAGUAUUAUAAUUGCUGCAGAUGAGAGUACCAUCAGCUGGGGUCCAUCUCCCACUUUUGGUGAACUGGGAUAUGGAGACAAUAAACCCAAGUCUUCCACCACUGCCCAAGAGGUGAAAACCAUGGAUGGGAUUUACGCUGAACAGGUGGUGAUGGGUUAUGCCCACUCCCUGGUCAUUGCCAGACAGGACAGCCAGCAGGAACAGGAGAAACUCAAGAAGCUUCCAGAGUACAAUCCCCGCACACUCUGAUAAGGCACCAGCUCAUGACCUCUCACCUUUUUUAUUUGUUUCCACUUCUGAGAGGCUUCUGAUGCUAAACAGAAUGCAUCUGGCUUCUUGGUCACCUGUGUAUGUCAUGAUGGGAUAGUACUGGGAUGUUUGGGGAAUGGGGGAGGUUAUGACAAGUCAUGAGUAUACACUGCACAUGCCUCAAAUGGUGUCUACACUGUUUUGGAAGGUUAAUCUGAGAAAGCUCAACAGACUGAGAUGCACUGACAGCUCAUCUGCAUUGAUGGUGCUUGUUCAGCUCUCAGAAUGGUCAUCCCACAGCUGAGGGAGUCUGCUGCAGAUUCUACCAAGCACUUACUACUUCCCACAGUGCUACCCCCCCCCCCCCUUCUUGGAUUCCCCAUGGAGGUCUGUUGACGCAUUCACUCCAUUUACAUGCUUGUACCUUUUUUUCUCAUGUUCUCUCCCUCACAAUAAUGGGUGCUACAUCAACAGUCAGUCCCACUCUGGGGCAAGUCAUUUCCUAGUUAGGGAUGCCUCAAAGACCAACACUCCAUAUCUGUGCCUUUUUUAAAAAAAUUCAGGAUAUGGAAUUUAUAUUUCUUUUUGUUCCCAAAGACCAAUGUUAGAUUUGUUGGUCUUUGUUAAUAAGGUCGGUGGCAGUAUUAAAUGUGUCUGGUGGGUAUGUACUGUCAGAAAGACACAAUCAGGAUUGGAGACUAUUUGGCAAGUCAAUAGGCUCCACUUGUUGAAUUCUGUUACAUUCCUUAAAUUUUGUUUAGUUUAAAUCAGGUUCACAUGUUACUUAUUGGCCACAAUGUGCUAGAUUUGAUUCUUGCCUUUUUGUCAGUGUCAUUAGAUUAACUUGAAGGACUUGUUAAAUGCAGUUAUACAAUUCAGAUUUGGCACUAGGCAGGAAUUAAAUGUAGCAGAUUGAGGAUUUAAAUGUUGCACCUCUGGUGGUCAUAAAUUGCUCAACAGGGUAUGAAAGUGUAUACCCUGGUUUUAAAGAUUUUUUCUAAAAUUUGGCCAAUCUGUAUUGCAUUAAUUUGGUAUUGUGGUGUGUCUCAGGGUCAAAAACCCCACUUGUUUUAAAUUUCAAAACCUUUUUCAUGAAAAUGAUAAAUAAAGUCAUGUAAAUUGGU
Molecule: messenger RNA, 2784 nt
Organism: Osmerus eperlanus (European smelt)
Lineage: Eukaryota; Metazoa; Chordata; Actinopteri; Osmeriformes; Osmeridae
Gene: rcc2
Product: regulator of chromosome condensation 2
Exons: 13
Coding region: 173-1660 (495 amino acids)
Biological process (GO): negative regulation of GTPase activity
Cellular component (GO): membrane
Molecular function (GO): small GTPase binding
Source: RefSeq, a predicted model, not a curated record